AUGGGUCCAUUCUACCCCUACUACUACAGAUCGAUUGUCAGUCCUUGGUCCAAGGAAUACUCACAGGAUGGCGAGUUUCCCUGGACGAUCGCUCUUUUUAGCAGGGGUUCGUUUUUUGGAGGAGGUUCCCUGAUUGCCCCUAGGGUUGUACUAACGGCAGCCCACCUGCUGCUGUCCAAGACCGCAGAUGAGAUUGUGGUCAGAGCUGGCGAAUGGGAUAUGGCGUCCGUGGACGAACUGCGACGGCAUGAGGAGGUGGAUCGACAUGAAAACUUCGAAUACAUGACCGGGGCUAACGACAUAGCGAUUCUAUACCUUGACUCUCCAUUUGCACUUAAAGACCACAUCCAGCCUAUCUGCUUACCUAUUCAACUGGCCAGCAGUCUCAUGUGUGCCGGCGGAGACAAGAACGAGGAUGCCUGCAUUGGUGACGGUGGUUUCUCCUUGUUUUGUUCCCCUGACCCAAUCAUCGUGAGAUUUCAGCAGGUUGGAAUCGUGGCCUGGGGCGUCUAG
Messenger RNA from Drosophila teissieri, 513 nucleotides. RefSeq names its product phenoloxidase-activating factor 2-like. The record is from RefSeq and is a predicted model, not a curated record. NCBI's taxonomy places the organism in Eukaryota, Metazoa, Arthropoda, Insecta, Diptera, Drosophilidae. Gene Ontology annotation, molecular function: serine-type endopeptidase activity. Gene Ontology annotation, biological process: proteolysis. The transcript has 3 exons. The coding region runs from base 1 to 513 and encodes 170 amino acids.